AUGAAUUUUUUUAUUUUCGUUUAUUUAGAUCCUCUUGCACAAUUUACUGAUGAAACCAAUACGAGUAAAUUAUCAACAAGACAAUCUCUUACUUAUUAUACAUAUAAUAAUAUUCCAUGGAAAUUAAAAAUUCGAAAAGAGGUAUUUUCACCAGCUGAAAUAUUUGAACAACCACUUUUAAUUGAAUUACUCUAUUUACAAAUUGUACAUGAUAUAUUUUCAUCAGUAUGUGUUCGUAUAAGCGAAGCAGAACGAAUAAAUAUGAAGAUAUUUUUAUCUUCUCAUGGUGUUGCAACUAUUGGUGAUAUUCAUUUAAUAAAAACAUCAUCAGCAAAGAAAGAUAUUAUUGAUCAAGCACGUCAAUGGUCAAUAUAUUUCUGUCGAUUUUUUCCAAUUACUACGAUAAAAUCUCAUUUUAAUGAAGAACAAUUGUUAGGUAUAUCACAUUCUGGUAUUCGAUUAAUUAAACGAAGUCGAACAACGACUAACAGAGAUACAUUACAAGUACUUGAAACAUUUCCAUUUGAUACGAUUCAAUAUAUUUCAUCAAUUCGAAAUGGUUCAACUAUUGAUUUAAAUUUAGCGAAGAAGCAUAUUACUAUUCGUUCACAACGGAAAUUAUCACUACCUCCAUUAUUAAAUACAAGUGAUUUAUUUAAAUCAUCCAGUCAAACUAGUUUAAUGAGUUAUAGUCAAACAUUUAGUGAAUUAAUUCCAUCAACAUCAGUAGAAAUUAAUACACCAAAACCAACGAAAAAUGAUGUUAUACUGCCAACAUUAUCUGUAUUACCAACAGGACAUUCUAUGAUGGAAUUUGCUCUACAAAAUUUUAAAAUUCCAAAUAGACGUCCAAUUCAAACGCCACUUCUUCGACGAUCAUCAAAUGAUCCCAGUCGCAUUGUACGACAAUGUUUUCUUGCUAUUAUGCGUUAUAUGGGUGAUCAUACUAUGGCACGAGGUCAAACUGAUAUUGAUUGUCUUAUCUAUCUACUUAAAAAUAUGCAUAAACAUCGAACGUUAAUUGAUGAAAUUUUAUGUCAAAUUAUAAAACAAUUAACAGAUAAUAAAAGUAUAAAAAUUGAUAGUGUACAACGUGGUUGGAAAUUACUUGCAAUUAUACUUAAUUAUUUUAUUCCAAGUGAACAUUUACAACCAUAUUUUAUAAAAUAUCUUCAUGAUAAUCGAAUUAAAAAUGAAAAAUUAGUACAAUUAUGUUUAAAUCAUUAUGAGCAAACAUUAAAAUAUGGUGGACGAAAAAAUAUACCAAGUAAAGCAGAAAUAGGUCUUUUAACAGCUAAUGGUCAAAAUGGAGGAAAACACCAGACAUUUUUAUUACCAGGUGGAUUUCCUUUGACUCUAUUGGUAACACCAUCGAUGGUAAUGGAUGAUUGUCUUAAUUUACUAUGUGAACGUCUUAACAUAUCAAAUAUAUUAGAAAAUGAUGAAUAUUCGAUUUUUAUUAUAAUUACUUCGGAACAUUCAUCUCGUCUAUUAAAUUCAACAGAAUAUCUUUUUGAUAUUAUAAGUGAAUGUGCUCGAGCAAAUAUAAUUGAUUUUCAUUUCAUUAUUAAACGUAUGCUUUGGUUUAAUAUUCCAAUCAUAUUUAAUAAUAAUAAUCAAUCAGAAAUGUUCAUUAAUUUUAUGUAUCAUCAACUUAUACCUGAACUACUUGAAGGAACAAUGAUUAUUCUAAAUAAUAAUCAUCUUUCGGAUAAACUUAUGCAAGAAAUAUCAUUACUGGCUGCUCUUCAAUAUCGUGCUUCAAAUAAAAUUGGUCUACCAUCUAUGAGAGAAGUUAAACAUCUUCUUCCAGCAACGGUAUUAAAAUUAAAAAGUGUUCGUCCUCAAGAAUGGACAGCAGCUAUUCAUGAUAAACUUUGUGGACUUGUUGAAUCAAUGUCAAUUAUUGAAGCUAAGAUUAAAUUUAUAAAUCUUAUAAAAACAUGGCCAUUAUUUGGUACAACAUUUUUUACUGUUCAGUCCGUUGAUAAUCCAUCAAUUCGAUCACCAUGUUUAAUUGGUAUUUAUAAAAAUGGCAUUUUAUUUCUUGAUUUAGAUACUCGAGAAACUUUGUUUACAAUUCCAUAUGAUAAUAUCGUAUCAAUUCGUCGUCAUCAAACAACAAUUGAUAUAAAAUAUGGUAGUUUAAGUCAACCACAUAUUCUUCAAUGUCAACUUGAUAGAGCUCAAGAUCUCGUAGCAUUGAGUGGACGAUAUUUAAGUUUGAUUGGUCGAAGUUUAACAUCAGCAUUGGAAAGAAAGAGUGAUACUCAACAAAUACAUAGAUCAUUAACAUCAACAUAUAAUGAUCCGAUUAGCACAAUAUUGUAA
This is a messenger RNA of Rotaria sp. Silwood2, 2331 nucleotides long. The record is from the annotation of a GenBank genome assembly. Lineage: Eukaryota; Metazoa; Rotifera; Eurotatoria; Philodinida; Philodinidae.